Molecule: messenger RNA, 2973 nt
Organism: Chenopodium quinoa (quinoa)
Lineage: Eukaryota; Viridiplantae; Streptophyta; Magnoliopsida; Caryophyllales; Amaranthaceae
Exons: 11
Coding region: 229-2328 (699 amino acids)
Biological process (GO): tRNA processing
Molecular function (GO): ATP binding; ligase activity, forming carbon-nitrogen bonds
Source: RefSeq, a predicted model, not a curated record
UCGAAUAGCUCGCGAGCAGUCUUGUGUCAUAAGCUCCCCUAGGGAUAGCUUAGGUGACUAGGUUUUUCCUCUAGAAUUGCAAAUCACAAUAUAUAAAGCCAAGAGAAGCAAUCUACAAAAAUUGAAUGUGAUAAAACGACAUCGCUUCAAAGCUCUAACCCAUAUACGAGAAACAUCAUCUUCUAUUCUUCUCCCUCGCAAAAACACUGAAACAGAAAUACAGCAAAAAUGGCGCGAGGAAUAAUUCCUUUUCUCUCUCCUCAAACCAGAACCACUGCUACUUCCGCCGUCAUUGCAACCUCAAUUUCAACACUAUACCCAAAUAAGAUAAGAAACGGCGUCGUUUCUUUCUUCUUCCGCCGCACUUCUUCUAGACUCUUCUGCAAAUGUUCCGAAAGUAUAAACUCUCAACUCCCAUUAGAAUACACUGAAAAUUUCUCAAGAAGGAUGCAAAUGGCUGCCCUUAAACCCCACCAUCGCAUUGCUAUGGGGGUCUCUGGUGGUGCUGAUAGUAUGGCUCUAUGUGCUCUGAUGGCAAAUUGGAAGACUUGUGCAAAUGGUGAUUGUCUUGACAGUUCUGGCUUUGUCGAUGGCUUACUUGCUAUUAUUGUUGACCAUGGACUGAGGUCCGAGAGUAAAGAAGAGGCGAAGACUGUUUCUCGUUGGGUUUCUGAUAUGGGAAUCAGAUGUGAGAUUGUGCAUUGUGAUUGGCCUGAUGGUCUCCCAAAGGUAGGGCACUUGGAAGAAGUGGCUCGUGAUAUGAGGUAUAAAAUAUUUCAAGAUGUUUGCUUCCAGAACCAGAUUGGUGUACUACUUACUGCCCAUCAUGCAGAUGAUCAGGCUGAGUUGUUUAUCUUGAGGCUAUCUCGCAAUAGUGGAGUGCUUGGACUUGCAGGAAUGGCAUUUACAUCUCAAUUAUUCCCUAAAUUCCCAUGUGUUAUUGGUGAAAUACCUGACAAUCAAGGCAUUCUAUUGGUACGGCCCUUCAUGGAAUUUACCAAAGAAGAUCUAUACAAGAUUUGUAAUACCAGCAAUCUUAACUGGGUGGAGGAUCCUUCAAAUCGAAGUUCACUGUUUGCUCGAAAUAGGAUCCGCAUGGCAUUACAAGAUAUGAAAACCUGUGAAUUCAGGUCUGAACUACAAGGAUUAAUUUCCAUUUGCAGGCGAACACGGUUGUAUGUUGAUUACAUGUGUCAGGUUCUGUUGGAUCAGGCUGUGACCAUAAUGCCUCAUGGUUAUGCUGUUAUUGACCUACGCAGUUUAAACCCAUCCAAAAGAGAGGAUGUCUGUCUGUCUAGAUUUCUGGCACUGGUUUUGCAGUUCAUCUCGCAGAGGCAUAGACCAGUACGUGGAAGUGCUUCAAGGCUGCUGCUAGAUUAUAUUCGAACUUUUCCUUGCAAGACCUCUCUCACAGCAGCUGGCUGUUAUCUCUGUGCAGCUCCUGGCACCAAAGGAACCAAGGUCCUUGUCUGUUGCUCCGUCCACUCUGUUCUUCCCGCAAAAACUGAGUUAUAUUCCACAUAUCCUGGCCAGGAGCAGAUGCAAUGUUCUUCAUAUGAUGUGGGACAAAUAGUCAUAGAUCAAAAAUAUUUGUUGAAGCAAUCAACCCCGGAUGCUUCACAAAUUCAUUUUUUUGAUCCUGUGUCUUCAAGCUCUGUUCUGGCUGAAGCAAAAAGACUCAAUAUUCUUAGCGAGUCCACCUAUGAGUCCAUUUUACAGUUACAGAUGAAAGAAACACAACUGUUCAAGUCUAAAUCAGAAGUUAUAUCUAGUAGUGAGCCAAAGAAUGAAGUAGAUAUGGUACCUACAAAAGAACCAUUUCGAACAGGACAGAGCUGUUACUUUAUGAGCAGGUUCUUUCUGACUUGGAUGUCAAAUGAUGAAAUGUACUCGUGUUAUAGUUCCUUGGAAGAUGGUGAUCAAAUAAGCCAUCAAAAUUGUAGUUUGUGCAUGGCUGGUGAUGUGUUAGCUUAUGUCCGUCACAUGAUUGAUGAAGACUGGCUGUUUCUUGCAAAGUUGGCAAACCCAAACACUCAAGAUUCCUGCAAAUUCAAACAGCAGAAGUCCAUUGUUAAUAAUGAAAUGGAUCAAGUACUUGACAAGACCAACUUAUAUUCCAAUCAUGCAAGGUCAUCAGCUCAACAAGCACUAAGAAAUUUGAAAUCUAUUCCCGUUGCUGCUCGAAGAGGCUUACCUGUCAUAAUCAGUACAGAGGGCUUCCUGCUAAGCAUUCCAAGCAUUGGUUUCAAUCAUUGUCCGUCUUUGAUCAUAUCUGCACUGUUCAAGCCUAGAGUGCCGCUUGAUGGAGGACAUAAUUCAUUCAUGUAAAUUGAACAUGUUCAUUUUAUGAGAAAAAGUUAUUGAUCAGCUCAGUGCUACCUUCGUAAUGGAGUAAUUGUGUCGAUAUAAUGACAUAAUUUGCUCCUUGGAGUAUCUUCGCUGAAACAGAAAAUGCCUUUGGAAUUGUUCGUGAAAUUGGCAACAACUGCUCAUGCUUCAGUUAAACCAAUCAAAUCAGCCGAGAAUUCCAAGCCAGAGCUUGUGAUUCGACUUCAGUCAAAGCAAUUAGAUCGAUUCUAUUACAAGCUACUAAAAUGUGUUAACAUGUGCUUGGAUUUUAGUUUUGAUUUGAUAACAUUUCAAAGAUUUGCAAGGAUUAUGAUUCUUGUUUUGUCUCAUCACAGCAAAAGAUUAAAUGGUAAGGCAAUGUAAAGGAUAAUGAUACCUUAGUCAACGUUGUCAUUAUCAGGCUGUUAAUGCUGUUUACAUUUGUUGCAACUCUUUUGUCAAUUUACCUAACCGUAGUCUGUAAUCUGUCAAACUCGUUUAUAUUAUUAAUGUUCUUUUCAUACUCGUAGUAUAUAGUACGGAGUAUAUGUGAUUAUAUAAACUAUUGUUCAUAAGUUGGACACAAGUUUUUCUUCUAUUCUUUUUUUUUUACUCGUUAUUCUGUUGCUACUUCCUCCUAUAAAG